AAUCAAUUAGGUUGUCGGUCGUCUCGACUUUCUACAGCUUCAACCGAAUCAAGUCAAACUAAUGGAGAGUAUGGCUGAAAAGGCCUAUGGUUUUGAUCGGUAUUACAAUGACAAUCCGCCUACAUUAGUUCCGUCUACUUGGAGUAAAAACUAUGGUAUCGGUCUCUAUGGUAGGAUUGGACUCAUAUGCCACAAUCUUCAGAAGGGAACAAACUUAAAGUUUAAACGCUUGGAGAAACAUACAACCGAGCUGACUGGGUACCUCAGCUACUACAUAACUUUGGAGGCAACGGAUCCGGCCACUGGCUCUGUCUGCUCUUUUCAGACUCAGUUUAGCGAUGCAGGAAGCCGCAUUUAUUGUUCAAAUCUCAAUGUAUGAACACUCAAAGAUCUCAAUAAGAAUAACUCAACUCUUAUUGUUAGAUUAAGAAAACUCUCUCAAAAACUUAAGCUCUCACAAAAGAUCUCUCUUAAGUCAUAAGUUAUAUCACAAGUUGAUAUCUCCUUAUAUAGAUCCUAAUAUUUCCUAAUCUCACUUAUCAAACCAUGUUUCUGUUUUUCCUAAUCCUAACUCAACUAGGAUUAGUAUUUCUUGGACUCCAAGUUAACAUCAAGUUUACUUUCAGCAGCAUUUCGUUGGGGGCUAGGAUUACCUGGUUUACCAUAGCCUCCAGAAUCAAACAAAUACGUAACGAGCCUGUAGAUGAUGAAUGGGAGGAGGAGGACACACCUGGAAUACAUGAGUUCUACAAAGUUCCGAUGCCCAAAUGGUUUUCUGAUGAAGCCUUGGAACGUGACAGUAAAAAGUAUUACGUGGUGCCAGAAUCAGAUCUGCAUGACAAUGACUGGCUUCAACUUCUCAUGGAAGUCGCCUUCUUCUCCAAAGCAGAUCGUUGUUUGGAUGCUUACCUACCCUUGGAGCUCAAGAACGUUGUUGUGGAAACUUUUGAAUAUUACACAACUGUCUCCGGCGUGGCUGUACAAGACGUUCUCUCACCACCGAUUACAACUCAAUCGGUUUACAUGAAGAAGAACAGAGAUAACCCCAAAGAAGAACAGAGAUAACCCCAAAGAAACCCUAACCCGAGAGUAUCAUCCUCAUGCACACUCUAGUCUCGAAGAUGUAUCGAAGAAGAUGAUUCACUUAGGAAUAUAUCAGAAGCUUCUCUUUAUACUGACUCACGUGCAAGUCACGUGCUCAACUAAUCAAGCUCAGCUACAAACCUUCUCCUGCCACCAGAAGCUCUCAACACUUACUUGCUUAGAUUUUGCUUCUCUGUUUGUAUAAUGGAAUAAAAGAAAAAAAGUGAAAAUUGUAUUCGCUAAUUUUUGAAUAUCUCAUGCUCAUAGCAAAAGAAAAAUCUGAAAACUGUUUCCCUAAUAUUAAUAAUAUAUGUUCCGA
This is a messenger RNA of Brassica napus (rape), 1402 nucleotides long. RefSeq names its product UPF0725 protein At2g20620-like. The transcript is spliced from 6 exons. The coding region runs from base 547 to 1065 and encodes 172 amino acids. The record is from RefSeq and is a predicted model, not a curated record. NCBI's taxonomy places the organism in Eukaryota, Viridiplantae, Streptophyta, Magnoliopsida, Brassicales, Brassicaceae.